AAUUAUUUGUAUUACGGGGAUUACUAUUGUAUGACUAUUUGUAUCAUUGCCUAGUUCUAUAAAUCUUAAUUAGUUGCACACCUUUCAUGUUCUUGGUUGCCUUGCCUUCUACUACAACAGGUAGGCUCGAAUCUGAAGAAAUAUUUGUAAUGACGACUUUACAAUUGUAAGCAAUUAACAGUUUAAGCAUCCGGUCAAUUAGGCAUUUGACAUGCAAAUCCGUCGCUCGUGAUAUGCUAAUGAAACAGCGGUGGUCCACUGAAACUGAUUUCUGCAUAAUUAACCAUAUUACGAUCAACUAAAGGGUCUGCGAAUGUAGGCCUACCUGGUAUGUUACACCUAGACUGAUGUUUAGUAAAGCCUAAACGGACACUGCAUCAUCUAGAAUCUUUGAUUUAACAAAGAAAUUAUACACAUUAUCAUGAUGUGAACAAAUGUAAAUGAAGUCAUAAUUUUUUAAGCAAUCACGGCAAUAUUGUAACGUCACCUCUUAAACACUUUUUAUUUAGUUAUAACAUCUGCCCACUCUGUAUCAUCUGAACAGGUCUGAAUAUAUAGAUUCGCGGUAAAUACGGACAAUUUUCAGACCACAGACUGAAUUUCACGACCAAUGGCAGCAUCUCCUAUGUACAGCAAGCCAAUCAGAUCACGUCGAAUACACUGCUCGCCGUGAUGCAAAGCAAUCGCUUCAAGACAUUUUACUGUAAGGUUGGACAAAAAAGUUCGCUUUUUGUUAUUCUUUACUGAGAACGCUUGAAGAAAAAAUAGGUGGCUCCGCGAAAUCAUUCUUUACCCCUUUGAAAAUGCACAACAGAAGACAACACGAGGUCCAACUUAGAAUGAGAAGGAUGUCAUAGGAACAGAAGCUCCCCACAGACAAUAUCGCUGCUCAUGGAUUACUGCGGCUCUCCGCAACCGUCGCCGGUGGCACACUUCUCCAUCGGGGCCAUUGCGCACGAGAUGUCUUACGGAACCGCAUCUUCUGUCCCCCAUCCACUGGGAUAUACCUGCUCUCAGCUGAGCCCGUUGCCUUAUACUGGCGCCGUCCAAACCCCCAGUUUAACCGAGCCAGGAUCAAAGCCAGAAAGAAGUGAGAUAGUGGGCGGUGGACUGGUGCGCUUCAACGGCAAAGGGAAGAAGAUUCGCCGGCCCAGAACAAUCUACUCCAGCGCGCAGCUACAAGCGCUCAACGGACGUUUCGCGCUGACGCAGUACCUAGCGCUGCCAGAAAGAGCCGAACUCGCUGCGUCAUUGGGAAUCACACAGACACAGGUUAAAAUAUGGUUUCAGAACAAAAGGUCCAAGUUUAAGAAAAUCAUCAAGCAGGGACGAGGAACCAUUGAAUCCACAACAACGCAAAUAGCUGAACAAGGACUGUCUGCCACUACGCUGCCCACCACUUCGGUGUGGAACUCUUACCUCACAUCCUACGCAGAUUCCACCGAGCCAACGAUGGUGUCCUACGUCUCGGAGUACAAUAACUGGUACCAGACAGUCCACCAGGAAGACACACAGCAUACCCAGUUGAUAUGAGCUUUGCCUGAACAGUGUGGCCAUACAUUUGCUCCAACUGUCUGAGACUUUCUAGGAUUCUAAUUGAGAAACGGAAAGGGUUUGAUACAGGUUGUGACACUUGAAACUGUUGUGUUCUCUUGCAAUAGUUUAGGCCUUAAUUAUUUAGCAAAACCUUUGCUUUCCUUUGGACCAGAUACAUUCAGUGGAAGGUAAUGCAUGUUUUGCCAGGGGGGAAAUCUCACAUCAAAGGCAAAGCUAUUUGUGAAUAAGCUCAAACCUUUGGAUAAAAUGGAGCACAAGAUAUAAUUUAUUUCUGUAAUUUAUCAUGAAAGGGGCUCAGUGCUGUCACAAAGCCUGACUGCUCCAUAUUCUGGAGAAGGAGGCCUACCUCAGUGAACGCGUAUGCUGUGAUGAAGACUGACCAAGUUAAUGAACAUUGAUCUCUGCAAGCUGCCAUUGUUUCCUUUUCUGACUAGGCCUAUUUAUUUUCCAGGUUUUUAAAUUCUGUAAUCACGAAUUUUCUUCAGGUCUCGAUGAUGCAUUGUAUCCGUUUACUUUCAGCACUCAGCUUUGGACUAAUGCAUAUGAUUUGUUGUACAGAAUUAAAUCAACCUGACAUUUAGCUAUUAUCAAAUAGUGUUUUAUUUCUUCCAAAUAAUGAUGACACAAAUUAAUAAUAAAAAAGUACAGUUGGGCAUAUAGGCCUAGCUUAGCCUACUUUGUAGCCUAGCCUACUAA
Molecule: messenger RNA, 2253 nt
Organism: Alosa sapidissima (American shad)
Lineage: Eukaryota; Metazoa; Chordata; Actinopteri; Clupeiformes; Clupeidae
Product: homeobox protein Dlx1a-like
Exons: 3
Coding region: 892-1533 (213 amino acids)
Biological process (GO): cell differentiation; negative regulation of transcription by RNA polymerase II; embryo development
Molecular function (GO): DNA-binding transcription factor activity, RNA polymerase II-specific; RNA polymerase II cis-regulatory region sequence-specific DNA binding
Source: RefSeq, a predicted model, not a curated record